ACGUCCUAUCAAAGCUCGCCCAGCAGAACGGCGUCUGCCCCUUCCCGGGAAACGGCACCACGCCCAAGGUUAAGGCCAAGCGGUGCUGGGACAAGCUCCGGGGAAUCGUUACCAUGGGGAAACUCACCAACGUGUUCCAGCCGAGCUACCCAGACGAGCUGUGGGUGGACCCGCGGACCUUCUGUAACAUCCUGCCCUUCCAUAUCAUCUUCGACCAGCAGCUGCGAAUCAAGCAGUCAGGCAUCAAUAUCCAGCGCAUUGUGCCGGGCAUCCAAACCAUCAACAUCAAGGUCAACGACUACUUCGAGCUCAUCCACCCCGAGAUUCCCCUCAGCUUCGAGGAGAUCAAGAAGUUCAUCAACAGUCAGUUUAUUCUGGAAGCCAAACGUAUGAUGAUGCCCGCCGCGUGGGGAGGGCGGCCAACGUUACAGCUAAGAGGCCAGAUGAUCUGGAUGCCCAGCAUACAGUGUAUGAUCUACAUGUGUUCCCCCAAGCUGACCAGCCUGAAGGAGCUGGAGGAGAGGCACAUGUACAUGUCUGAGAUCGCGCUGCAUGACGUCACGCGAGAUCUCAUCUUGCUGAAUCAGCAGCGCCUGGCUGAGAUCGAGCUGGCAAAACAGCUAGAGGAGAAGAAGGAAGAGUUGCGGAUGAUGUCGGAGGCUCUGCAGGAGGAACAGAAGCGCACGGAUAUGCUGCUGUACUCCAUGUUACCCCGCCAGGUCGCCAACAAGCUGAGGGAGGGGCGGAAAGUAGAAGCAGGUGAGUACGACGAGGUGACGAUCCUGUUCAGUGACAUCGUGACGUUCACGAACAUCUGUGCCAUGUGUAAGCCCAUCCAGAUCGUCCAGCUGCUGAACGAGAUGUACCUCAGGUUCGACAGGCUCACCACUGUACAUGAUGUGUAUAAGGUUGAGACGAUAGGAGACGCCUACAUGGUUGUGGGUGGACUUCCGGUUCCGGUGAAGUCGCAUGCGGAGAGAGUGGCGAACAUGGGGCUGGGCAUGCAGAUGGCGGCCGGGCACGUCAAGUCACCUGUCACCGGCAAACCUAUCCAGAUCCGUGUGGGUAUCCAUACGGGACCUGUAGUGGCGGGAGUGGUGGGGGAGAAAAUGCCGAGGUACUGUCUGUUCGGCGACACCGUCAACACGGCCUCCCGGAUGGAGAGUCACGGAGUGCCGGGGAAGGUCCAUAUCAGUCCCGCUACGUACAAAGCGUUGCGCGGGAAAAGCUUCAUCAUCAAAGAGCGCGGUGAGAUCAAUGUGAAGGGGAAGGGUCCGAUGUACACGUAUUACGUCAUCGCUAACGGUGAGGCCACGGAGGACAUGUUGAUGGGCCGCCCCCAGCGGAGUAGGAGGUCCUCCCGCAGUAUCACCCCCUCACCGGCCAGGACGGAGGGGGCAAGGGAGGACAAGGGGGGAGAAAACCACAAAUCACCGGCAUCAGGGAAAGGCAAAGAUGACGAGCCAGAAUCUGACAUGGUGGUGAUGGUGUAUGAGGACAGCCAUGAAGUAUCCGGACAACAAGUCAACCCGCCCGGUAGCACAAAAACAUGCAACGGUGUAAACAAAGGGAAGAAAUCGACCGAAGCGGACAGCAAGUCGAAGCCGGGAACCGGUACCCUACCCCCGGACGACGACCCCGUGACCCUCCCGGCGGACCCCAGGCCACCAAAAGCCAAACCUAAGAACAAACGCAAGAAAGAGAAGACACAGUCCAAGCUGUGUGUCCUCUUGUAACAGAACAAAAAGAACAAACUAUGUCAAGUGAAAGAGUUGAUCCGCCACAUAUUCGACCAGAUCUUCUUCAUGAUCUGAUUACUCGGUGCUCCGAACACGUGACCUUCUAGGAGUGUGACGUGUACAACGGGUCAAAGGUGGUUGAAAGUCGGUAUCGUCCCGGUCCAAUGAAAGUCACCCGGUCUAGUUAGGGAUAGCUUCUUUUACUCCCCUCACCAAGUAGUCAAUUAACUCUCAAAAUACUCGACAAAGCGAAUUAUUUUCUCAUUUGCUGAUAUUAUCUAUAAUUGAACAUUAUUCCGCUGUUUCAAAAAUAGUAAGCAUUUUCAGCACCUACUCCGCAUGACAUCCAACUGUACACUAUGUACUUGUAAAUUCUAGCCACCCUUUGGUGUAAUAUUUGUAAAAUGUGGGACCUAAAUUCAGAUGCAAAACUUCUACUUGUAAAGUGACAUACUGUUGAUAUAUAUAACGUAUUUGCACUAUCGUCUGGACGAGUAUAAGUUAAUUGCAAAGAGAAGUAAGUUCUUCCACUACCAGUUAAUAAUAGAUAUUCGAUGUAGAAAGUACCAUAUUUUGUAUGUUUUGUGUUUGAGAUAACGUUUUAAAACAUUGUAAAUAGGACCAUUUUAUUACUGUCAUGCUCCUUCAAUGCAUAUAUAUAUGAAUCUUCGUCUGAAUUACAUUGUACAUGUUAAGUUUUUGAUUUUGAUUUGCGUGUGUUCAACUGAAUAGGUUACAAAUUCCCGAGAACACGGGAUGGCAAGACGGUGAGAUUUUCUACCAUUAUAUUUAUUCUCUAAACGAAUAUGCGGUAAUUCCAUUAUUUUAUACCAUGUAACUAUCUCAUCUUGUUUCCAAGGUUGACAUGAUGUUGGUUGCAUUUGCUUUUGCUGUAUGAUAUUGUAAGGCAUUCCACUUCUUUCUUAUUUUUCAGUUGGACUUUUGUUUGUAUAGCUCUUUGUAUAUCUGUUCAAUUAAUCAAUUCACUAAGACCCUAAUAAGGCUAACGUCACAUUUCCAAACCGGGGCCCGGCCGGGCAGCUUUCGGGAGCAAAAAUAAUAAUAUGAAAUGCAUCAAGAUACACAAAAUGUCAACUUAAGAUUCAUGGGCAUGAUUUGUGUAUAUUUCUAGGUAUACAUUGUAAUUUU
This is a messenger RNA of Branchiostoma floridae (Florida lancelet), 2888 nucleotides long. Its product is annotated as guanylate cyclase soluble subunit beta-2-like. Gene Ontology annotation, cellular component: guanylate cyclase complex, soluble. The transcript has 10 exons. Gene Ontology annotation, biological process: cGMP biosynthetic process; response to oxygen levels. The coding region runs from base 114 to 1736 and encodes 540 amino acids. Gene Ontology annotation, molecular function: guanylate cyclase activity. Lineage: Eukaryota; Metazoa; Chordata; Leptocardii; Amphioxiformes; Branchiostomatidae. The record is from RefSeq and is a predicted model, not a curated record.